This is a messenger RNA of Notolabrus celidotus (New Zealand spotty), 2914 nucleotides long. RefSeq names its product GRIP and coiled-coil domain containing 1 (gene gcc1). Gene Ontology annotation, cellular component: Golgi apparatus. NCBI's taxonomy places the organism in Eukaryota, Metazoa, Chordata, Actinopteri, Labriformes, Labridae. Bases 288 to 2582 code for a protein of 764 amino acids. The transcript has 4 exons. The record is from RefSeq and is a predicted model, not a curated record.
UUCCCGCCUCCUUUUCUUUCUCCACAUCCGGUUCAGACCAACAUGGCGGCUGUUCUCUGACAGGAUAAACUCUGAGCCUAUUUUCAUUUUUUUUCAUUUUUAUGAUGAGAUAUUUCAUGUUUUCGUGACGCUUAGAGUGAAGUUGUAGCUGAGAAUACAGCAGUUUGUUUGGCUGUCUUCUGGUGUCGAUGUAUCAGACAUCAACAAACCCAGCUUGAGUCUCAGUUUCACCAUGAACAGCACCACAUGAUCCAGACCCACUCGGACCCUGACAGACCAUCAGAACCAUGGAGAAGUUUGGGAUGAGUUUCGGGGGCGGUCCCAACAGGAAAGAGCUGCUGGACACCAUCGAGUCUCAAAAGAAGCAGCUGGUCCAGUACCAGACCCGCUUCAAAGAUGUGGUCCGGGCCUACAAGAGCCUCCUGAAGGAGAAGGAGGCUCUGGAGGCCAGUCUGAAGGUCCUGACUGUGACUCAGGAGGUGGAGCUAAACCAGCAGGUCCAAGAUGGCACCUUCUCGGACCUCCCAGACGACGGAUGCUCGCUGCACAGCGAGGACAGCUUAGACACUGCGGCAUCUGUGGACACGCCUAGCGAGACCACCAGAGGGGACCAGAGCGAAGAAGACCAGGGAGAUCCAGUGGGAAAGUCAAGCUCAACGUCGCUCAGGUCUGACCAUGAUGCUGGCAGCUCAGACAGCAGUGUGGGGCCAGAGCUGCCGCAAGCCAUGCCCCCUCUAAACUUGGAGGCAGACCGCAGAAUCAUCCAGCUUAAGAGCCAACUGAGCACGCUCACCAGUGCCCUGGCCACAGUGACGCAGGAAAAGUCCCGCAUGGAGGCGAGCUUCCAGGCCGACAAGCGUCAGCUGAAGCAGGAGAUGGAAGAGCUGCAAGACCGACUGGCUUCCAUGACGGGGCAGCAGGAGGCGGACCUGAGGACGCUCCAGCAGCAGCUGGCCGAGAGUCGAGCACGCGUCAUCACGCAGCAGCACGAGAGGGAGCAGGAGCAGGGAGACCAUGUCCAGCAGCUCAGAGAGCUGCAGAGGAUCCUGCAGCAGGAGCGAGACUUGAGGCAGGACUCGGAGCUCCGUCUGCAGGACGCCAACGCCGCACUCCAAAUCACGUCACAGGCCGUAGACCGGGGGGCCGAGACUGAGGCGCACCUGAGUCAGGUGAGGGCAGAAAGAGACGAGCUGAAGAAGAGGCUGCAGGCUGCCGAGGAGGACCAGAAGAAACCAGAUCCUAGAGUGGAAGAACUGCAGAGAGAGCUGACGGAGCUGAAAAACCACUUCCAGCAGCAGAUUCAGCUCGACACCAGAAAGGCGAGAGACACAGAGGAGAAUGCCCGUGAGCGUGCUCAGUCCUCGGAGGCUCGGGUGGCUGGUCUGGAGCAGAGAGUCUCUGAGCUGUCUGAGCUACUGGGUUCCUGCGAGAAGACUAAGCAAAGAGACCAGCAGACAGCUCAGAGGCUUCGAGACCGGAUUAUGCAGCUUGACAUGGAGAACAAGACGCUGGCCAUGGCGGCGUCCAGCAGGAUGAGCGGGGAUCUCGGCCUGGAUGAAUCCCAGCUGGAUGUGUGUGCGCUGAAGGAGAAGAUGGAGAAGGUGAAGAAGCUGCUGCUGCUGGCAGCUCAGAGAAACCCAGACCAGAACAUCCACAACCUGACGGAACCUGUGGAGCUGAGCGGAGACAAAGGCUCUGUGUUCUUCUACCAGCAAGAGCUGCGGCAGCUCAAGGAUGAGUUCGAGCGCUACAAGCAGCGGGCUCAGGUGGUGCUGAAGAACAAGAACGCCAAAGAUGGCAGCCAGGCCAAAGAGCUGGAGGAGGUCCGGGACCAGCUGUCCGAGCUGAAGGAGAAGUACAUCAACCUGCGUAUCCAGAGCGACGAGGCCGAGGUCACGCAUCGCCGCCAGCUGGAGGAGCAGCAGCAGCAGGCCGUGGCGCUGCAGCAGACUCACAAACAGGAAACGGAGCGGGGGGAGACGGUGCACCGCGACGAACUGCUGUGUGUGGAGGCGGAGCUUCACAAGCAGAGAGAAAGAACUAUGGCGCUGCUGGACGAGAAGGACCAGGAGCUGGAGAGGCUGCGGGCCGUCGCAUUCAGCAUCACCAACAACACCGCCAAGAUGGUCGACGACGAGCAUGAGCCGGGCCUUGACACCGAGGGUGACAUCAUCAGCCAGGCCUUGCGGCGGAUCACGCCCAACGAGCCCACGCUGCUGCUGUACGCCGAGCAGCUGGCCAGGAAGGAGGUGGAGGUUGGCGGGCUGCGGCGGCAGAAACACCGACUCGAGGAAGACGUCCACCAGCUGCAGGCGAAGCUCAUCGCUAAUGGAGAGCGCCACGACGAAGAAUUGUCUGAGAUCAGAGGGCGACUCGACAAACUGACCCGAGACCAGAGCAGGGAGGGCGCCAACUUGGAGUAUCUGAAGAACGUCAUCUACAAGUUCCUGACGUUGCAGGACGCCAGCGGGCGGCAUCAGACACUCACCGCCAUCCUAACCAUCCUGCAUUUCAGCCCGCAGGAGAAACACAGCGUAAUGAGGCUGCAGAGUGCCACCUGGUGGACACCAAGCAGGACAUGAACACCGUAAAUUUGGUGUUUAACAACGAAGCUGAGACUCUGCAAAACGUUCUGAUGUUCAGACAGAAGGACGAAUCUGAGUCGUCAGUAUGCAGACGACUCUGAUGUUUAAAUGAUACAAAUCUAAAUGGAGUUGGGUUCUAUCAGCUGUUCCAAAGUUUUUUCCGAACUGUGUGUAUAUAAUAUAAUAUUAUUUAACACUAAAUUAAAUAACUAACAGACUGUCACUGUGAUUAAAAAAUCUUCAAAUACCGGCUUAAAUUCUUCCUUCAGAUCUCCGGUGUGUAUAUUUUUGAUUCUCUUGUUGAAAUUAAACUAUUUUUCCUGCUUCAC